Messenger RNA from Micropterus dolomieu (smallmouth bass), 2289 nucleotides. It is a transcript of the gene mapkapk3, whose product is annotated as MAPK activated protein kinase 3. Lineage: Eukaryota; Metazoa; Chordata; Actinopteri; Centrarchiformes; Centrarchidae. Gene Ontology annotation, molecular function: calcium-dependent protein serine/threonine kinase activity; calmodulin binding; calcium/calmodulin-dependent protein kinase activity. Gene Ontology annotation, cellular component: cytoplasm; nucleus. Bases 600 to 1844 code for a protein of 414 amino acids. Gene Ontology annotation, biological process: response to cytokine; protein autophosphorylation; peptidyl-serine phosphorylation. The transcript has 10 exons. The record is from RefSeq and is a predicted model, not a curated record.
UUAAGACAACAAACAGCUUCUCUUGGUCACCACAGUGCCCACUUAAUACUGAAGUGACUGUACGUCCUGCUCCUUUAAGGCGGCCACAUAGGGCCUGUUGAGAAAUGAGACUAAACUGUAGGAGGGUGGCGCUUAAACGAGCAGUGACAGUGACUGGCCAUGUGAGCGCAACCUAAGGACUCCCGGUCAACGGGAAACUGAGAUCACCAGAAUAUCAUCAUCGCUGCUGUCUGUUAAAGUCUUCUCUGCCUGGAGUUAAAGAACAUUCGGAUGUUCUUACAUAUCGGGAUUUCUCUGAAGAGACAGCGUUGACAGAUUAGUUCUCAAAUAAAUAGGCGGGAGUUUAAGUUAAGUGAGGAAAAUGUUUUAUUGUGUAGAUUAAACAAGGCUUAUUUUAUAAGUUAUACUGUAGAUACAGUGGAAUUACUGUGUGGAGUCCUUACACGGGCUGCGGUGCCCGGGACAGGCAGACGUGCUCUAGGAUUCCUCUCAGCUUUACGCAAUUACCGGAGGGCAGCAGGAGUCAUCGCAUUACUUUGGUGAAUUACUCACGCUUUCUUCUCCCGAGUAGUCGCUGGCGAUAUCAAACAGGCGUGAACAUGCUACAAAAUGGAAACGAAAAGCAGGAACCGCUGCAAGCGCCAAGGGCUGAGGCUGAGCCGGACUCACCGGCUGAGGACCCGAAACAGGAGGAACCCGCUCCCGCCGCCGCCGCCGCAGCUGCUGGCGGACAGGACGCGGACGGCGGGUCCACACACUUCCCCUUACCCGUUUAUCCCAAACUGGAGAUAAAGCGCAACGCAGUGACUGACGAUUAUAAGAUCUCCAGUCAGGUUCUGGGCUUAGGGAUCAAUGGCAAAGUCCUUCAGUGCUUCAGCAAGAAGACUGGAGAGAAGUGCGCACUGAAGGUUCUCUACGACAGUCCCAAAGCCAGACGAGAGGUGGAGCUCCACUGGCGAGUAUCAGGAGGGCCGUAUAUUGUUCCCAUUCUCAGCCUGUAUGAGAACAUGCAUCAUGGGAAGAAGUGCCUGCUCAUCAUCAUGGAGUGUAUGGAGGGAGGAGAGCUGUUCAGCCGAAUCCAGGCCAGAGGAGACCAGGCCUUUACUGAGAAAGAGGCUUCUGAGAUCAUGAGAGACAUUGGCACGGCUAUUGACUUUCUCCACAACAUUAACAUCGCGCACAGAGACAUCAAGCCAGAGAACCUGCUGUACACUAGUAAAGAAAGAAACGGCAUCCUCAAAUUAACAGACUUUGGCUUUGCUAAGGAGACAACGCUACACAACCCUCUACAGACCCCCUGUUAUACACCGUAUUAUGUGGCUCCUGAGGUUUUGGGUCCAGAGAAGUACGACAAGUCAUGUGACAUGUGGUCUCUGGGCGUCAUCAUGUACAUCCUAUUGUGUGGCUUCCCUCCAUUUUACUCCAACACGGGCCAGGCCAUUUCUCCGGGGAUGAAGAGGAGGAUCAGGAUGGGCCAGUAUGAAUUCCCCAACCCAGAGUGGGCUGAGGUGUCACAGGAAGCAAAAGAUUUGAUCCAUAAGCUACUGAAGACAGACCCAAACGAGAGAAUGACCAUCACUCAGUUUAUGAACCACCCCUGGAUUAAUCAGUCCAUGAUGGUUCCCUCCACUCCGCUGCACACCACCCGGGUCCUGACUGAAGACAGAGAGAUGUGGGAGGAUGUGAAGGAAGAGAUGACCAGCGCUUUAGCCACCAUGCGUGUGGACUACGACCAGGUGAAGAUCAAAGAUCUCGAUACGUCCAGCAACCCGCUACUCAACAAGAGACGCAAGAAGGCCGCUGCCGGGGCCAAGAGUGGGUCCACGGUCUGCCAAAGUCAGUGAGACACAGAGGACUGUUGGUGGAGAUGUGCUGGAGAAGAUCAUGUAGAGACCUGCUCAGGACUCUGGAGAAACUGGGUGUUGAGCAAAUGUUCCUUGAAAUAAAGGGACAACAAAGGAACAAACAUAAACGUCCAUCUCUGACUUUGAUAAGACGUAUCUGUUUUUAAUUACUUUUAUGUAUGUAUGUAAUUUUUAGAUCUUGCCUGUUUGUCUGAGUGUCUGUGUGCAGACAUGAAGUAUUUUUAGUGGUCUUGUUUUGUGGAUUUGAAUGCUGGGUCGUCUAUAUGAAGUCUCCUCUGUAACUAUGCACUAGUGUGCAACUCACACACAAAGACAGACAAAGCAACUGUAGACAGACUGUGAACACAUUAUUACCUGCGUUGUCUUAAUAUUGCCUGUCUUUUGCUGCCUUCCAUUCUGGAAUUAAAGCAAAGUCUGACACUGA